Messenger RNA from Bursaphelenchus xylophilus (pine wood nematode), 207 nucleotides. NCBI's taxonomy places the organism in Eukaryota, Metazoa, Nematoda, Chromadorea, Rhabditida, Aphelenchoididae. The record is from the annotation of a GenBank genome assembly.
AUGAAUUAUUACUGUGCUCACCAAGCAGCCGGAUCAUGGAUCCAGCCAUCUUCUGGAGUAUCAACCACAGCUCUGGAGCAGGGCUCGAAGUCUUCACGUGAUUCAGAUGUGGACGUAGUCCCCGCCGAAUCCAUUUCUCGAUAUCCCGACCUUCGACCUGAGCUCAGCUAUGCUCCUGAGUUGACUCAAGAGUUCGGGAAUAAUUAG